This is a messenger RNA of Tilletiaria anomala UBC 951, 1020 nucleotides long. RefSeq lists its product as uncharacterized. Lineage: Eukaryota; Fungi; Basidiomycota; Exobasidiomycetes; Georgefischeriales; Tilletiariaceae. The record is from RefSeq and is a predicted model, not a curated record. The transcript is spliced from 4 exons. The annotation marks the transcript as partial.
AAUUUCCACCGCGACACAUACCAAGGCGACCCAGUGCUGAUCUACUGGCAAGGCAGCUCCAAUGGUAACUUUGGCACGGGGCGCAAUUACGUUCUGAACGAGAGCUACGGCAUAAUAGCAAACUUUACAUCCGCCGUGGAGCCAGGCAGCGACUUUCACGAGUUCCGCUUGACAGCCAAUGACACGGCGCUCGUCACAAGAUAUCCCUACGUCUCGGGCAAGGACAUCUCGGGGAUUGGGGCCGGCGGAUACUCGAAUGCAACCAUCCUCGAUGGCUGCUUUGACGAAGUCAACGUGACACAAGGCGAUACCAUCUUUUCCUGGUGCGCAUCGACAGGCGGCGUCAACUUUGCUGAGAGCUAUGCAGAACCUUCCGAGUCACCCACUUCAAAUGACACGGCUUGGGACUGGUUCCAUCCAAAUACCGUCUCCAAAGAUCAACUCGGCAACUACCUCCUUUCUGGGCGACAUGUCCAAAGCCUCUACUAUAUCGCAUCGAAUGGUACCAUUCUGUGGCGCCUCGGGGGGAAAGCAAGCAACUUCACCGGAAACGGCACAUCCUUCGCAUGGCAGCAUGAUGCGCUCUUCCUCGGCGAAGGCAACUACACCGCCACACGUCAGAUCGGCUUGUUCGACAACGAGGCGACUGCAUGGGCCAGCAAUGGUACACGGUCGAUCGGCAAGAUCAUCGAGCUGAACAUGACAAGCAUGACGGCGUCGCUCCUGCACUCCUUCAACAACCCCAGCACACUGACCCUUCUCUCGCAGGGCGGCGGCAGCUUUCACUCGACGGGCCGUGUUGUCAUGGGCUAUGGCCAGUUGCCUUACAUUGCCGAAUACGAGUCGAGCGGCACGGCCGUCGCCGUCAUGCAACUCGGCAAUGCCGCCACUACGCAAGGGUACCGAGCUGCCAAGCGGUACUGGACUGGCCGACCGACCACAGCACCGAGCGUCGUCUUCGUCAACAGCACCGUCGCUGUCAGCUGGAAUGGCGCGACGGAGCUGCAUGCAUGGCGGCUG